Molecule: messenger RNA, 877 nt
Organism: Papaver somniferum (opium poppy)
Lineage: Eukaryota; Viridiplantae; Streptophyta; Magnoliopsida; Ranunculales; Papaveraceae
Exons: 5
Coding region: 1-819 (272 amino acids)
Source: RefSeq, a predicted model, not a curated record
AUGGCAAGUGAAAGAUUGAAUGAGGCUGAAUUUCCUGGACUUUAUUCUGGAACUACAAUUGGUGUUCUGAAGAAUACUAAGGCCGUUCCAAUCGGAGAUCAUUUAUAUGCAGCCAGAUCUGGGUGCACUGGUUGGUCGAUUCCCAUUAUCGAGAAAUUAACGGAUAUGGUUCAGGGUGAAAACCUUACUCCUAGACAAUGUGCAGCACAAGCAGCAUCUGAAUACAGAAAUGAGGAAUAUAAACUUACUCCUGACUGGCAACCUAUAAAUGGAUUUGACAUAAAAAAACAAAACUGUGGGCUUACCUUUGCUUCCUAUAAUGUGGCCAACCCUACAGUUGUCUUUGCUGGUAGAAAUACUAAAGGGGUUGUUACUAUUAAAGAGAUUGUUGAUUCAGGUACAGAUAAGGUUGUUGAUCCCACUACACAUAAUCGUGCCUCAAGAUGCCGAACUGUAAGGACUUUUAACUGCCAUGGUUCGGGAGCGCGUUUCGCCAAAGAAAAGCUCAAAAAGCAUUUAAGCAAAAUCAGUACGGGAUUGGAUGAAGAACUUCAUGGGAUGAUUCUGUUAAAAGCAUUGCGCUAUGCUUGUAAGAAAGAUCCACAUAGUGGAGGAGUAAUAAGAGUUGUGCUUCUCACAACAGAUGGUGUGACAGAGAUGUAUGAGGAGAAGCAAGAGGAUCUCAAAGAAAUUUUGAAAUAUUACAAAUACAGACAGAGACUACAGAAGCGACAUGAAAGUAAAAAGAGGCGACAUGAAAGGAAGCAGUGGCUAAAGGUUUACAAGCGCAUAAAGCCCCAUAAGGUCCAUAAAUUCUAAUCUUAUUCUUAUUGCUGAAGUGGAGAAAGAAACUUUAAAUGUUCCGACUAAAUUUGUG